Myxocyprinus asiaticus (Chinese sucker) is the source of this 4121-nucleotide messenger RNA. Its product is annotated as H/ACA ribonucleoprotein complex non-core subunit NAF1-like. Bases 100 to 2031 code for a protein of 643 amino acids. Gene Ontology annotation, molecular function: RNA binding. Gene Ontology annotation, cellular component: sno(s)RNA-containing ribonucleoprotein complex. Gene Ontology annotation, biological process: pseudouridine synthesis; box H/ACA snoRNP assembly; ribosome biogenesis. The record is from RefSeq and is a predicted model, not a curated record. Lineage: Eukaryota; Metazoa; Chordata; Actinopteri; Cypriniformes; Catostomidae. The transcript has 9 exons.
UUGAAAUGAUCUCAGCUGUUCCGGUUGCUGUGGCGUCAAGUGACGUAACAUCUUAUUUGAAGCGCUUUUUUCACGCUGUUCUCACGUGGAAAUCUAAACAUGGAGAUCUCCAUCGAAGAAAGCGUCAAUGGUAGCAAGGAUCAAGAUGAGACCAAAUCUGGAAUAGAAAAAAUGGAAGUGGACAAUAACAUUUUACCAUUUCAGCUGAAAGCUGAUCAGAGCUCCAGUGGUCAACUUGGACCAGCAGGAGAACUGUGCUCCAGUAAUCAGUCUAGACUGAUGGGAGAUCAGUGCACCAAUAUUCAGUUGGAACAGUCAGAAGAUCAGUGCACCAAUAUUCAGUUGGAACAGUCAGAAGAUCAGUGCGCUAGCGUUCAGUUGGAACAGUCAGAAGAUAAGUGCACCAAUAUUCAGUUGGAACAGUCAGAAGAUCAGUGCACCAGUGUUCAGUUGGAACAGUCAGAAGAUCAGUGCACCAAUAUUCAGUUGGAACAGUCAGAAGAUCAGUGCACCAGUGUUCAGUUGGAACAGACAGCAGAUCAGUGCGCUAGCGUUCAGUUGGAACAGACAGCAGAUCAGUGCGCCAGCGUUCAGUUGGAACAGACAGCAGAUCAGUGCAUCAAUAUUCAGUCUAAACAGUGCACCAGUCCUCAAUAUGGACUGACAGGGGAUCAGUGCACCAGUGUUCAGUUGGAACAGACGGGAGAUCAGUGCAUCAAUAUUCAGUCUAAACAGUGCACCAGUCCUCAAUAUGGACUGACAGGGGAUCAGUGCGCCAGCGUUCAGUUGGAACAGACAGCAGAUCAGUGCAUCAAUAUUCAGUCUAAACAGUGCACCAGUCCUCAAUAUGGACUGACAGGGGAUCAGUGCACCAGUGUUCAGUUGGAACAGACGGGAGAUCAGUGCACCAUCGUUCAGUCUAAACGGACGGAAGAUCAGUGCACUAGUAAUAAGUCUGGACCUGCAGAGACGCAUUGCAGAACUGUGGUUAGUCCACUCUCUGGCACUGGAUCCUUGGCUCUUCUGAGUAUGCAGUACAGAGGAAACAGCUCAGAUGACAACUGCUCAGACAGUGACACAGAUUCCUCAUCCUCCACAUCCACCUCUUCGUCAUCCUCAUCCUCUUCCUCCUCCGAGCCUUUAAUGGUGAAUCACACUGAAGAUGAAGGUGUUGCCAUAGGCCAUGGAAAGGGGCCAGCACCAGUGCAAAUCCAAGAUGGGCUACUUAUAGAGGACCUCCCUGCUGUGGAGAACCUGACCAUCAGCCUUCCAGGGGAUACAGAGAUAGAGCCCGCUGGAAGGAUAUCAAGCAUUUUAGAGCGAUUAGUGAUUGUGGAGUCAUUCAAGAACACACCACCAUUGAAUGAGGACAGUGUGUUAUUCAGCAAAGACCGAAAUUCUAUUGGAAAGGUUUUUGAAGUCUUUGGGCCGGUUUGUCAGCCCUACUACAUUUUGAGGUUCAAUUCCCAUGAAGACAUAGACCAGAAAGAUCUUAAAAUUCAAGACCUGGUUUACUGUGCACCAAAAAUCAAAGAUUUCACAGACUACAUCUUUACAGAGCAACUCAAAGAGACCAAAGGGUCAGAUGCAUCCUGGAAAAAUGAUCAGGAACCACCUCCUGAGGCACUAGACUUUAGCGACGAUGAGCAAGAGAGACUGGCCAAGCAGAAACUGAAAGAGCAAAAGAGACGACAACAGAAUGAUUCUAACUCAGAGGACGAGUCAGAUGUCCAUAAAGCUGUGCCGCCUCAAAAAUCUGCUCGGCGGAAACCCAGACAGAAUCGCAACGUUCCACAUGUGCAGCACCACAAUCGCGGCGGCGGUUUCCAUAGCGAUUAUCAUGCACACCCUUACUUUCCACAUUCUGAUUACAUGUACCCACCUUCAGAUCCACACCUGUUUCCAUUCCAGGGCCCAAUGUACCCACCCUAUCACAGACCACCGCCCUUUCACAUGGGCAUGCACCCUUGGCCCCCAGGGGCCAAUCAGGGCUAUAUGUUCCAGCCCCCACCACCACCAUCUAAUCGAUAAACCUGUGAUUUGAUUAUCUUCCAUUAGCACCCAAUGCCUAUCUUGCGCCCAAAGAAGGGAACACAAUAUUUGAAUACUAACAUAACUGUAUACACGUGUAUAGUAUGAUAAAGCAGUAUUGUAUAUUAAAAGAGUGGAAUUUCUCAUUUUCAAUGUCUUUUUCACUGUGUGUGUGAGUGUGAGAGAGAGAGAGAGAUUUUAGGUAUGAUUUAAGAAUUGCUUUGUGUUCAGUAUUCUAUUUUUGCAGUUAUUUUAUACAUUCAUUAUAUGAGCACCUCUUAUAAUGUUUAUAAACUCAGCAAAAAAAGAAACGUCCCUUUUUCAGGACACUGUAUUUCAAAGAUAAUUUUGUAGAAAUCCAAAUAACUUCACAGAUCUUUAUUGUAAAGGGUUUAAACAAUGUUUUCCAUGCUUGUUCAAUGAACCAUAAACAAUUAAUGAACAUGCACCUGUGGAACGGUCAUUAAGACACUAACAGCUAACAGACGGUAGGCAAUUAAGGUCACAGUUAUAAAAACUUAGGACACUAAAGAGACCUUUCCACUGGCUCUGAAAAACACCAAAAGAAAGAUGCCCAGGGUCUCUGCUCAUCUGUGUGAACGUGCCUUAGGCAUGCUGCAUGGAGGCAUGAGGACUGCAGAUGUAGCCAGGGCAAUAAAUUGCAAUGUCUGUAGUGUGAGACGCCUAAGACAGCGCUACAAGGUGACGGGAAGGACAGCUGAUCGUCCUCACAGUGGCAGACCAUGUGUAACAACACCUGCACAGGAUCGGUACAUCUGAAUAUCACACCUGUGGGACAGGUACAGGAUGGCAACAACAACUGCCUGAGUUACACCAGGAACGCACAAUUCCUCCAUCAGUGCACAGACUGUCUGCAAUGGAGUGAGAGAGGCUGGACUGAGGGCUUGAAGGCCUGUUGUAAGGCAGGUCAUUACCAGACAUCACCGGAAAUGGCGCCUAUGGGCACAAACUCACCUUUGCUGGAACAGACAGGACUGGCAAAAAGUGCUCUUUACUGACGAGUUGCAGUUUUGUCUCACCAGGGGUGAUGGUCGGACUCGCGUUUAUCGUCGAAGGAAUGAGCAUUACACCGAGGCCUGGACUCUGGAGCGGGAUCGAUUUGGAGGUGGGGGUCCGUCAUGGUCUGGGGAAGUGUGUCACAGCAUCAUCGGACUGAGCUUGUUGUCAUUGCAGGCAAUCUCAGUGCUGUGCGUUACAGGGAAAACAUCCUCCUCCCUCAUGUGGUACAUGACAUGACCCUCCAGCAUGACAAUGCCACCAACUGUACUGCUCGUUCUGUGUGUGAUUUCCUGCAAGACAGGAAUGUCAGUGUUCUGCCAUGGCCAGCGAAGAGCCCAGAUCUCAAUUCCAUUGAGCACGUCCGGGACCUGUUGGAUCGGAGGGUGAGGGCUAGGGCCAGGGCCAUUCCCCCCAGAAAUGUCCAGGAACUUGCAAGUGCCUUGGUGGAAGAGUGGGGUAACAUCUCACAGCAAGAACUGGCAAAUCUGAUCCAGUCCAUGAGGAGGAGAUGCACUGCAGUACUUAAUGCAGCUGGUGGCCACACCAGAUACUGACUGUUUCUUUUGACACAUUAUUCCAUUUCUGAUAGUCACAUGUCUGUGAAAGUUGUUCAGUUUAUGUACUAGUUGUUGAAUCUUUUUAUGUUCAUACAAAUAUUUACACAUGUCAAGUUUGCUGAAAAUAAAAGCAGUUGAAAGUGAGAGGACGUUUCUUUUUUUUGUCGAGUUUAUGAACUUUAAGGCCUGUACUCUAAAUUAUAUGUCAGCUCUUGUGUUAAAUUGAAUCUACAAAAACUGACCAAUUCUGUAACCUAUUCCAUGUGUCAUUUAUCUAUCUGUAUCUAAAUGUCUAGAAUAUAGCCUCAGUUCCCUGCCCUAUCCCAUGAACCCAAAUCCCAUACCCCUGUGUUGCUUUCUGUUCUGAUAUUCAGGACUUCUGUGGAUGCUCUCUUUCUGUGUUGUUUUAAAGCUGUAGAUUUGACCUCAGCAAGCCAAUCAUUGUGUCAAUGAGCAACACCUGCAGAUCGCGCACAUUCAGAACUUACUGGUGGAUGUGGCAACUCGUAGCUC